Messenger RNA from Triticum aestivum (bread wheat), 1601 nucleotides. RefSeq lists its product as uncharacterized. Lineage: Eukaryota; Viridiplantae; Streptophyta; Magnoliopsida; Poales; Poaceae. The record is from RefSeq and is a predicted model, not a curated record. Bases 81 to 1283 code for a protein of 400 amino acids. Gene Ontology annotation, molecular function: protein binding. The transcript is spliced from 3 exons.
GCACCCCACUUCAGUUUCAGUUUCAGUUUCAACACCACCGCACGCAUCGCUCGAUCCCGCAUCGGCGACGAGAGGGCGAGAUGCCGGCCAGCAGCCACCCGCCGUCGCCUGCGUCUCCGCUGGAGGACGACAACCUGGUACCCCAGAUCCUCCUCCGCCUUCCUCCGGAUCCCUCCUCGCUCCCGCGCGCAUCCCUCGCUUGCACGCGCUGGCGCAACCACGUCGCCGACCCGGGAUUCCGCCGCCGAUUCCGCCUCCACCACUGCCGCAACCCUCCCCUUCACGGCUUCUUCGACGGUUGCGGAAGCCUGGACUUCCUGCCGACGCUGGACGCCCCCGAUCGCGUCGCUCCCGAGCGCUUCUCCCUGAAGCUCGACGAGGGCGACGGCGUUUGCAGGCCGCUCGGAUGCCGCCACGGACUGGUGCUCAUCAUCGUCCCGAAGCGUCUCCAGGUCCUGUUGUGGGAACCCUUCACCGGCGACCAGCACCGCCUCGAUGUUCCCCCGGGGCUCACGACGAAUGGUUGCGAUGCGAGCCGGAUCAACGGGGCGGUGCUUCGCGGUGCCGCCGGGGACGCCGAGCACUUCCAGGUGGUCUUGGUGGCGGCAGACGGCGGGGUAGAAAACCGACGAGCAGUGGCCUGCGUCUACUCGUCGGAGGCCGGCGCAUGGGAAAGGUUCAUCACAACACCCCUUCCAAACCAUGGUCAUGCGAGCAGCUUAUUUCUGAGGUAUCCCACCAGCGUUUACAUGGAUCAUGCUGUGUUGGCUGGAGAUUCCCUUUACUGGCAGCUCAUUGGGAAUUUUCAAGGAAUUCUCCAGCUUGAUUUGGAGAGGAAGAGGCUGGCUGUAAUGCCGGUGCCGGUGCCAAUCUAUAGCAAGGGCAACUGCUUCAAGCUUACGCGGGCCGAGGGUGGUGGUGGUGGCAUAGGAUUCCUGUUCAUGUCGAAUUCGGACUACAUUGCCCAGUUAUGGAGGAGGAAGACCGAUGCCGAUGGUGUUGCUUCAUGGGUGAUUGGAAGGUCUAUCGAACUCGACAAGUUACUUUCGCUCCGUUCAGGGAUGGAGAACAUACGGAUCGUAGGGUUUGCAGAGGACAACAACGUGGUACUUAUGGAUAUGCUAAGUGGCUUCUUCAUGAUCCAACUCGACUCACUGCAGUUCAAGAAGCUUGCCAGACCCAAGGCAGCGGUGUCCUGUUGUCAUGCGUUUGAAAGCGUUUACGCUGCUGAAACAAGCAUUGGUGGUAGACAUGAUGGAGCUGAUCUUUUGCAUAAUACAUAAGAUGAUUCUCCGGUCAGAUAUGCUAUGUGAUGUACCGGUUGAAUAGGUAUCUACAAUUACAUUCUGGUGUCUCGGAUGCAAAAAUGGGUUGUCAAGUGUAGUUUCUUCCAUUUGUAUGCUCGACGCCGAGAUACCAACCCAGCAUGAACACAGCUCUUUAUUCUGAAGUGAACUUUCUUGCAUAUGAUUAUCUUCCAUGUUGUAUCAGCGGGGAGGGAUUUGUAUGUCGGAUUUCAUGUAUGCGUGUGUUUGUUGAAUUUCUACCUGGUUUCGAACUCAGUAUUUGGAGCCUUAAUUUGCUUAGUUGUGACUGAUGAA